Pyrus x bretschneideri (Chinese white pear) is the source of this 4525-nucleotide messenger RNA. RefSeq names its product disease resistance protein RPV1-like. The transcript has 6 exons. Lineage: Eukaryota; Viridiplantae; Streptophyta; Magnoliopsida; Rosales; Rosaceae. Gene Ontology annotation, biological process: defense response; signal transduction. The record is from RefSeq and is a predicted model, not a curated record. Gene Ontology annotation, molecular function: ADP binding; protein binding. Bases 657 to 4349 code for a protein of 1230 amino acids.
UAUAGACUUUCUAUCACCUCAUGUUUUUUACACAAUAUUUGAUAAUUUUGACACGGAAAUUGUGUUAAAAACAUAAGGUGGUAGAGAAUUCGUAGAGAGUCAUUUUGAAGAGUCUUCUUAGCAUUUCUUCAUUAUAUAAUAGUUAGAUUAUUAAAUUUGGUUGAACUUUAGCAUAAUUGAUAUUUAAAGAGUAAUAUCGAAAAUAAAAAAAAUUUAAAUUACGACAUUGCAAAAUAAAAAACAAAAUAAAACAUAGAGCGAAAAAAUUUAAAUGAGAAUGUUACUAACAUUGGUUCGGAAUUAACAUUAAGAGGAAAUAUAAGUUUCUACCCUCCUAUUCUUGAAAAGCAAACAUGAUCCUUCUCUUCAACGUGAAUAAAACAUCUUUCAGAGUUUCCAAGAAUUUUUUGGAUAGUCUUUGUCCUUCCAUGUUCCUUUCUUACAUCUUUUCCUCUCUCUUUCCCUGUACCUUCUCGCCCAGCAGGAUGUUGUUUCUCAAGUCACUAUGUAAACAUUAUUAUAUAAACUUCUGUUUUUGUUGAUUGAAGGAUCUUGACUUGGGUUUUGGUAUGUUUCAGUAUCAUCGGUUCGGCAACACAAACACAACCACUGUCAUUUUUUCAGUCGUGAUCUGAACCCACUGCAGCACCAUAACGAUGGAUAUCGCCAUGACAGCCCACGGUGCCUCCUCUUCAUCAUCCUCCUCAAAACUCUGGAAGUACGACGUGUUCUUGAGCUUUAGAGGCGAAGACACACGCAAGGGCUUCACGGGCCAUCUCCACAGAGCAUUGGAAGAAAAGGGCUACAAGGCCUUUAUUGAUGAGGACGAUCUGAAAAGAGGGGAAGAAAUAAAGCCCGAACUGUUGCGAGCCAUCGAAGAGUCAACGAUCUCUAUCAUUGUCUUCUCAAAGAGGUACGCGGAUUCGAGUUGGUGUCUCGACGAGCUGGUGAAGAUCAUGGAGUGCAGAUCCAAACUGAAGCAACAUGUUUUGCCAAUAUUCUAUGAUGUUGAAGCUUCAGACAUCAGGAAGCAGGAAGGUAGUUUAGCCCCAAUGUUUCAGAAGCACGAAGAGAACAUCCGUAAAGAAAAUGAUGACAAAAAACGGGAAGCCAAGAGAGAAAGGGUAGAGCAGUGGAGAGAGGCUCUUACUGAAGCUGCAAACUUGUCUGGUUACGAUCUUAAAAACACUGAGAACGGGCAUGAAGCAAAGCUUAUUCAAAAAAUUAUUUAUGAAAAUAUAUGGAAAUGGCUCCCUAGCACAAACAAAUUACAUGUGGCCAAGCACCCAAUUGGAAUCAAUUCUCGUGUUGAAGAUAUUAUCACCUACCUGUCAAGUGGUGAAUCGAAAGAUGUUGUCAUGGUUGGAAUUUGGGGGAUGGGUGGAUUGGGUAAAACAACGGCUGCCAAAGCCAUUUAUAACCAUAUGCAUCCUAAGUUUGAAUCCAAGAGUUUCCUUGCCGACGUUAGCGACACUACAAGUAAACAUGGCCUGGUUGAUUUGCAAAAAAAACUUAUUUCUGACAUCUUGCAAAUGAAGUUUGAAAUAAGCUGUGUUGAUGAAGGUAUCGGUCUGAUAAAACAACAGUUUCGACAUAGAAAGGUACUUGUCAUCUUGGACAACAUAGAUAAAGAGGAACAAUUGGAUGCAAUAACUGGAAACCAUGAUUGUUUUGGCGCAGGAAGUAGAAUUAUCAUAACGACACGAAAUGAACGUCUACUAAUAAAUGUGGACAAAGUAUAUCCGGCUCAGAAAUUGAAUGAAGGAGAAGCUCUGGAGUUCUUUAGUUGGCAUGCAUUUCGAAAUAGUCGGCCUAAUGAAGGAUAUCUUCAACUCUCAGAAAAAGUUGUUUCUUACUGUGAUGGUUUGCCACUAGCCCUUGAAGUUUUAGGUUCUUCUUUGUUUAAAAGAACCAUAGCAUGGUGGGAAUGUCAAUUGAAGAAAUUGGAAAGAAUUCCUGAUGGAAAAAUAAUAAAACCGCUAAGAAUGAGCUUUAACGGGCUAGAUGAUACGGAGAAGACUACAUUCCUUAACAUAUUUUGUUUCUUUAUUGGAGAGGACAAGGACCAUGUCGCAAAAUUAUUAGAUAUAUGUGGAUUUUUUGCAACAGUAGGAAUUAGUGUCCUCUGUGAACGAUGCCUUGUAACUGUUGAAGACAAGAUGUUGUGUAUGCAUGAUUUGCUUAAAGAAAUGGCCAAAGUAAUCAUUUCUGAGAAAUCUCAUGAUCACCCUGGAAAAUGGAGCAGGUUAUGGAAUCAUGAAGAUGUCAUCGAUGUAUUGACAUAUAAAUCUGGAACUGAAGAAGUUGAAGGACUUGCUCUACAUUUGCCUUAUGGUUAUGACAAUGCUAGUUUCAGUACAGAAGCAUUUGCUAAUAUGAAGAAACUGAGGUUGCUCCGGCUCUACGACGUAGAGCUUAAUGGAGAAUACAAACAUCUUCCCAAAGAGUUAAUAUGGUUGUGUUGGCGUUACUUCCCUUUGCAGUUCAUACCAGAUGACUUUUUUAAUCAACCAAGACUAGUUGUUUUAGAGAUGCAGUGGAGCAAACUGGUACAAGUUUGGGAGGGUUCCAAGUCGCUACAUAACUUGAAAAUCCUUAAUCUCAGCUGGUCUCGUUCCUUACAGAAAUCACCAAACUUUUCACAAGUCCCAAAUCUUGAAGAGUUGAUAUUGGAAGGUUGUGAGAGUUUGUUCAAGAUUCACCCCUCCAUUGGUCAUCUUGAAAGACUUUCUUUGGUGAACCUUAACGGUUGCUGUAAGCUUAUUUCUCUUCCAAGGGAUUUCUAUAAAUUGAAAUUUGUUGAGACUCUUCUUCUUAAUAGAUGUUCCAAAUUCAGAGAAUUGCAUGAGGAUAUAGGGGAAAUGAUAUCACUGAGAACACUUGAAGCAGAGCAUGCAUCCAUAAGAGAAGUACCACCUUCGAUGCUAAGAUUGAAGAAUCUCACUCGUUUAUCCCUUGACUACAUCAGCUUAGGAGAAUACAAACAUCUUUCCAAAGAGUUAAUAUGGUUGCGUUGGGAAGGAUGCCCUUUAAAGUCCAUGCCAGAUGACUUUUUUAAUCAAAAUAAACUAGUUGUUUUAGAGAUGAAGUUUAGCGAACUGGUACAAGCUUGGGAGGGUUCCAAGUUGCUACAUAACUUGAAAACCCUUGAUCUCAGCUAUUCCAUUUGCCUAAUUAAAUCACCGGACUUUUCACAAGUCCCAAAUCUUGAGGAGUUGAUAUUGGAAUGCUGUUUGAAUUUGUCUGAGAUUCACCCCUCCAUUGGUUAUCUUAAAAGACUUUCUUUGGUGAACCUUCACCAGUGUCGCAAACUUAUUUCUCUUCCAGGGGAUUUCUACAAGUCGAAAUCUGUUGAGACUCUUCUUCUUAAUAAUUGUUAUCAAUUCAAAGAACUGCAUGAUGAUAUAGGGGAGAUGAUAUCAUUGAGAACACUUGAAGCAUAUAAUACAGCCAUAAGAGAAGUACCACCUUCCAUAGUAGGAUUGAAGAAUCUGACUCGUUUAUCCAUAGUAGGAUUGAAGUACGUAGAGCCUAAUGGAGAAUACAAACAUCUUCCCAAGGAGUUAAUAUGGUUGCGUUGGUUUGGAUGCCCUUUAUUGUCCAUACCAGAUGACUUUUUUAAUCAAGAUAAACUAGUUGUUUUAGAGAUGCAGCGGAGCUUUCUGGUACAAGUUUGGGAGGGUUCCAAGUCACUACAUAACCUGAAAACCCUUGAUCUCAGCUAUUCCUAUUCCUUACAGAAAUCACCGGACUUUUCACAAGUCCCAAAUCUUGAAGAGUUGAAAUUGGAAUGGUGUUCUAGUUUGUCCGAGAUUCACCCCUCCAUUGGUCAUCUUAAAAGACUUUCUUUGGUGAACCUUAUAAGGUGUCACAAUCUUUGUUCUCUUCCAAAGGAUUUUUAUAAGUCGAAAUCUGUUGAGACUCUUCUUCUUAAUAGGUGUUGGAAAUUCAGAGAAGUGCAUGAGGAUAUAGGGGAGAUGAUAUCACUGAGAACACUUGAAGCAGAGCAAACAGACAUAAGAGAAGUACCACCUUCCAUAGUAAGAUUGAAGAAUCUCACUCGUUUAUCCCUACAAGGUGUGCAACGUAUUCAUUUGCCACAUUCGUUACACGGCUUAAACUCUUUAAGGGAAUUAAAUCUCUCACUAUGCAAAUUAGCUGAUGAUGAAAUCCCUAAGGAUCUUGGGAGUCUAAUUUCUUUACAAGUUUUGGAUCUUUCACGGAAUGAUUUUCAUACCCUACCCAGUCUCAGUGGUCUUUCAAAGCUUGAAACUCUGCGGUUAAAUAGAUGCUUUAACCUUCGUACAAUCCCUGAUAUACCACCAAAUGUGAAAGUUCAGCAUGAGUAAUAUCUUGAGGUCGAUGCGUGCAAUGUUAUGUAGGCAGAGAAGAUUGGGAGGAGCUACUAUAUGAAGAUUAUCUUUUCAAGCUUUUACUUUGGAGUUUGAGGAUCUUUGGGGCUCUUGAAGCAGAUACUACAGCCACAAGACAAGUACCACCUUCCAUAGUAGGAUUGAAGAAUCUC